AUGGCAUUCUCUUGCAUCUCCCACAUCUUCAUCAAUCUUACAACACCAACACAACCAGUCCAUAAACCCAACCAUACAGGUCUCAUCCACCAAGCCUCUCUCCCAACAAACCCACCUUCCACGUUUCCUCCCGCACCCAAUCAACCCACAACAGCAUUCGCCCCCAAUCUUGUAUCCGGUGCAACGUUUCGCGAGCGCAUGCAAGAAAUCUUGUCGGAAUCGCGGACAACAGAACGGAUCGAAACACAAGACGAAGACAGGGGAGAAGACGGAACGAGUUGGGUGUUAGCAAACAAGGAUGUGGACGGAUGGAAUAUUGGGCGUGAGAAAGCUACGCAAAUGUUUGUUAAGAGGAAGGGGAGGGGUGAGUUUAGAUUCGAAGACGCGAUGGUGGAGGGGUGGGGUAUUGGAUUGAGGGAGAAAGAAGCGAAUUAUCGCGUAAUGGAGGAGUGUAAAAAGGACAAUGAGCAGGAGGUACCGGACAGGCAAGAAAUGUUGAGAGACGGUUUUAAGUAUCGGGGAUGGGUUGAUGAGGAGAUUUAA
This is a messenger RNA of Alternaria arborescens, 543 nucleotides long. RefSeq lists its product as hypothetical. Lineage: Eukaryota; Fungi; Ascomycota; Dothideomycetes; Pleosporales; Pleosporaceae. The record is from RefSeq and is a predicted model, not a curated record. Bases 1 to 543 code for a protein of 180 amino acids. The transcript has a single exon.